AUGCGUCCCUCAGGUCUCCUGGUCUCGCUUUCGCUGGUGCCUCUGGCUCUAGCCAGAGCUUUUCCUCCCGCAAGGUUGGAAAGUCGCAAGGAGGACUCUUGUUCGUCGGUCCAGCCGUCUGCGAGUGCUCCUCACAAGAACUUCUGGGGUUCUCUGACCAAGAAAGAGACUGCUGAUGUUCUCGCAUUUUUGCAUCGCGAUACAACAGGUUUCAAUCUGACCGUUGCAGAGAAUGCUACUAGCAUGUCCGUUGAGCUCAUGAUGCCCAACAAGAGUGAUACUCUCCCAUUCUUGUCAGACAAAGCGGGUAGCCCAACACGAUACGCCCUAGCUGCGGUCAUGUUUGGCGUACCUGAAAAGGCUUAUCUCCAGGAAUUCAAAGUUGGUCCGUUGCCCAUCACUAAUGCAUCAAGUGUUACACCUUUUACUUUUGCAAAUACGAAGAAGGGCGACGGUAAGAUCGCAGUCGUCAACCCUGACGCAGAGGAUUAUGGCAACUUCAACCUCAAGAUUAUGAAGGAGGCAGAGGAUGUGACCAAGCUUCUCUGGAAUUUGACGGUCGAUGAUGGACUCCAAAUCCCGUUAGCCUUUGCAGCCCCUAUCAAUGUCACCGAUGGAAAGGUCAUCAUGUGGCAAGGCUUCAACGCGCCAGUUACCAGCAUCUACGACACAAUCUCACUGCUUCCACUGGGUCUGUAUUUGCGAACAGACAUCACCGGCCGCGAUCCUAGUCAAUGGAAAGUCACUGGUUGGGUAUACGGUAAUGAAUUCUACAAGGAUCUCGAUGGUUUGCGUGCAGCUGUCGCCAAGCCCGAUUUCAAACCCCUGGGAAUGAACUUGGACCAGCCUUGGGCCCACACAAACAAACACGGCGAUGAUCUGCCCCUGGACGAUGAAGCUCCACCAGCCAAUGUUCAAUCCGGAAAGUCGAGAUUUGCUGUUGAUGAAGAUGAGAGCUAUGUGACUUGGAUGGACUUUUCUUUCUACACUAGCAUUACUCGAGACAAUGGACUACGACUGUAUGAUGUUAAGUACAAGGGCAAGAGGAUUCUCUACGAGCUUGGGCUGGACGAGGCGAUUGCACAUUAUGCCGGUAUCGAUCCUGUACAAUCCGGAAUUUGUUAUUUCGACAGCAUGUCUGGAUUCGGACCCGCAAUGAUCUCUCUCGUGAAAGGUUACGACUGCCCCGCCUACUCGCACUACAGCAAUGUCACUCAGACUACAGGUGAAACGACGUUCACUCAGAAGGACGCUCUUUGCAUGUUUGAGAUCGACAAGGGCUUCCCCAUCCAACGACACUCUUGGGCCGGCCACACCACCGUGACAAAGAACAUUGCCUUCAACAUCCGUGCCAUCUACACAAUCGGAAACUACGACUACAUGAUGACCUACCAGUUUCACCUCGACGGUUCUAUCGAAAUCGAUGUCAGAGCAUCAGGCUACAUCUCGUCGGCCUUCUACGCUGAGAACGAAGACUACGGUUUCAAGAUCCACGACAGCCUUUCCGGAUCUCUUCAUGAUCAUGUCAUCACAUUCAAAGCCGACUUUGACAUCUUGGGCGAGAAGAACUCUUUGCAAAAGAUUGAUAUCAAGCCAUCAACUGAGAAAUACAAGUGGUCUGAUCAGACACGCAACACUAUGAAGGCAGUCAAGAGCUUCAUCGACAACGAAGAUGACGCCAAGAUCAACUGGUCUCCCAAUGGCGCAACAAUGUAUGCUGUGGUAAACAAAGACGAGAAGAACCCCUAUGGAGAAAGCCCCGGGUACAGGGUUGCACCAGCUUCUGGUGUGGCAUAUCUCACAGUCCAGGAUUCCUCGGUUAUGCAAAACGCCGGUCACCACACAACGCAUCAUCUCUACGCCACUCGACAAAAGGACAACGAGCUCUACGCUGUUGGAGCGUAUAAUUCGCUUACUCCCGAGGACCCUCAGGUUGACUUUAAUGAGUAUUUCAACAGCGAGUCGCUUGACCAAGAGGAUAUUGUUCUUUGGUUCAACCUGGGAAUGCACCACAUGCCUCACACAGGUGAUCUUCCCAACACCGUUUUCUCAACCGCCCACUCCGCUAUGCUCAUUGAGCCAUUCAACUAUCUUAUGGGUGAUCCUUCGCAGGCCAGCUCUCAGCAAGUCUUAAUCAAGACUAAGAAGGAUGGCAAGCCUGAGAUUGUUACUUAUGGCGCUAAGAAUGCGACAUGUGCGAUUGAUAUGGCACAACUGAACCCUGAUCUUUCGAACUAUUCUAACAGUAUUAGUGUUCUCAAGUACCCCUUCGAUGGGUCAAAGCCAGACCGUCUUUGA
This is a messenger RNA of Fusarium graminearum PH-1, 2298 nucleotides long. RefSeq lists its product as uncharacterized. The record is from RefSeq and is a predicted model, not a curated record. The coding region runs from base 1 to 2298 and encodes 765 amino acids. NCBI's taxonomy places the organism in Eukaryota, Fungi, Ascomycota, Sordariomycetes, Hypocreales, Nectriaceae. The transcript has 12 exons. Gene Ontology annotation, cellular component: plasma membrane. Gene Ontology annotation, biological process: amine metabolic process. Gene Ontology annotation, molecular function: primary methylamine oxidase activity; quinone binding; copper ion binding.